AUGUCAUCAGACUCGGUCCACGAAACGGACCCCGAAAAGGCAGCGGCUGCGCACAAGGCCGAGCUUGACGCCGAGACGAACGAGAAGACGCCCGCCGACGCCGCUGUCGGCUACACGGCCGCCGAGGAGCGGGCGCUGCUGCGGAGGCAGGACUUGACCAUCCUGCCGCUCUCGGCGGCCAUCUACUUCCUCUGCUACCUGGACCGGUCCAACAUCGGCAACGCGCGCAUCCUCAACUCGACGAGCGGCGACGACAUGCAGACCGAGAUCGGGGCGACGCCGCGCCAGUUCAACAUCGCCCUCAUGGUCUUCCUCGUCGGCUACGCCCUGUUCGAGGUGCCGUCCAACGUGCUGCUCAAGAAGCUCCGCCCCUCCCGCUGGCUCGCCUUCCUCAUGUUCUCGUGGGGCGCCAUCACCAUGGGCAUGUCGGGCGUCCGCUCCUUCUCGGCCACCGCGGGCGUGCGGUUCCUGCUGGGCGCCGCCGAGGCCGGCCUGUUCCCGGGCCUGGUCUACUACCUGACCUUCUGGUACCGCGCCGACGAGCGGAGCGUGCGCGUCGCCUUCAUCCUGGCCAGCGCCACCCUCGCCGGCGCCUUCGGCGGCGCCAUCGCCUACGCCAUCGGCCACAUGAACGGCGCCCGCGGCUGGUCCGCCUGGCGCUGGCUCUUCCUCAUCGAGGGCGCCCCCUCGUGCGCCUCCGCCCUGCUCGUCUGGUUCUUCCUGCCCGACUACCCGGAGGAAUCCCUCUCCGGCCGCCACCGCCAGGUCGCCAUCGACCGCCUCCGCGUCGAGGGCAGCAAGGCCGGCCACCGCACCAUGACCUGGGCCGACGCCAAGGCCACCCUGACCGACUGGAGGCUGUACGGCCACUACAUCAUCUACUUUGCUGUCUCCCUCCCCUUCAGCUCCCUCUCGCUCUUCACCCCGUCCAUCACGGCCGGCCUGGGCUACAAGGACUUGCAGGCCCAGCUCAUGACGGUUCCUCCCUGGGCCGCCGCAUAUGUCACGCAGAUUGUUGUCUCGUACUCGGCCGACCGGUUCAACGCCCGCGGCAUUCACAGCGCCGCGCUGGCCCUGGUCGGCGGCGUCGGCUUCAUGGCGUCGGCGCUGCUGCCGCCCGACGCCUACCUCCACCGCUACGGCUGCCUCAUCGUCGCCACAGCCGGCUCUUUCGCCUGCAUCCCCCCGCUGCUGGGCUGGCUCACGUCGAACGUGCACUCGACCGCGUCCGUGGGGCUGGCCAUCGCCAUCAACGUCAGCUUCGGCGCCGGCAUGGGCCAGAUCCCCGGCGUCUGGAUCUACAAGGCCGACGAGGCCGCCAGGGGCUACCCCACCGGCCACUGGGCCAAUGCCGCCAUGCUCUUCCUCGUCGCCCUCGGCGCCCUCGGGCUGAGGGUCCUGUACGGGUAUAGAAACAGGAAGCUGCUCAGGGAGAGCGGCGGCCAGGAGGUUCGGCUGUACAAGCUAUAAUUUUGUGUUCAACCAAAAAAAAUGCGCGUCUGGUGUUGUUGAUUGAUUCACUAAUCAUUAAUUACGGUUCAGUCACCACCAGCCGAGUCAGAGGGGAUCUCGUUCCGGUCCUUUCUGUGAUUGCGGAUGCUAUUGUGGGCACAGUCAGGGACUCUCACUGCCUAAUUAAUCAUGGCCACGGUUCCUUCUUCUUUCACUGUCGUCUUCUUGAUUGGGAUCGGGCUCAUGGUCGAGUGAAAAUAGUAAUUAAUUAGUAUCAAGGAUCCCAGGAUUGUGCCAACAUAAUAUAUCCGUUCUCGGCCUGCUGAUUUUUGAUAACU
Molecule: messenger RNA, 1790 nt
Organism: Thermothelomyces thermophilus ATCC 42464
Lineage: Eukaryota; Fungi; Ascomycota; Sordariomycetes; Sordariales; Chaetomiaceae
Exons: 3
Coding region: 1-1470 (489 amino acids)
Biological process (GO): transmembrane transport
Cellular component (GO): membrane
Molecular function (GO): transmembrane transporter activity
Source: RefSeq, a predicted model, not a curated record